Molecule: messenger RNA, 780 nt
Organism: Helicoverpa armigera (cotton bollworm)
Lineage: Eukaryota; Metazoa; Arthropoda; Insecta; Lepidoptera; Noctuidae
Product: cysteine-rich hydrophobic domain-containing protein 2
Exons: 3
Coding region: 145-642 (165 amino acids)
Source: RefSeq, a predicted model, not a curated record
UUUAGCAUUUCUGUUUAUGAAAGGAAACGUCACUUUUGACUUUCUGUAUUCCUUUUUUCAUGAAUGUGUAAAAUCCAUCAAACACUGUGCUUUGUUAUGUGUUUAUAAUAUACGGACUUGAUUUUUUAGUUAGUGUUAAGUACAAUGGCAGAUUUUGAUGCAAUAUAUCCUGACGAGACGGAACUCGAGGAGAAUAUAGAGGAGACACAUGUGACGCUAGUGCCUGAUCCGAUCGUGGUUCGAGGGGCUGGGAACAUGACAGUUUUCGGUUUGAGCAACCGUUUCAAUGGGGAGUUCCCAUCGGGCCUGCAGUCCCGGGUUGCUCCUGAAGAGUACCAAGCAACGGUGGCUCGCAUCAACAGUGUGCUGAAGAAGACCUUGCCAGUGAACGUCAAGUGGCUGUUCUGCGGCUGCGUGUGCUGCUGCUGCACUCUAGGAUGCUCUCUCUGGCCAGUUAUAUGUCUAAGUAAACGGACGCAGCACUCUCUGAACAAACUGCUGGAAUGGGAAAACAGUCGACUUUACAACAAGCUGGGGCUCCGCUGGCGACUCACGAAGCAGCACUGCGACUCCUCCUCCAUGAUGGAAUACGUACUUCUCAUAGAAUUCAUCCCCAAAAUACCCAUAUACAGGCCCGACUAAGCUCUCCAACUUGAGCGUCAUAGACUAACUUAACUGUAAAUAUAACACAAACAAAUCAUUAAUAAUACUGAACGUCAUUUACAAAUAACAAGUAAUUUGCAAGGCCAAGCCAAUCAAUCCAUAACAGUAAAAAACAAA